CUGAUCCUCACGAUAAAAAACUUAAACCACUCCACACAAAACAAAACAGAUUUAAUUUCUUUCAAUUUUUCCGGCAAAGAAUUUGCCGGAAACUAGAAGAUCAGCCGGAAAAAAUGGAGAUCCCGGGUUUAAAAUACGAAAGUGAAAGAGUGAUGAUGUCAUGACGGCGUCGCGUUCUUCGGAAACUUUAAAAAACCGUAAAAUUAAAAUUGUGGAAACCCUAAAAGCAAAAGCGACUUUUACUUAGCAGAGAUUAGAAGUUAUUCCAUGGCUUUGUCUUUCGAAUCCGAGACAAAAUAAUAGAUUUCUUGUUUGUAUCAGCUUUUUUUAAUUUUGAAAAAGAUAACGUAUAGUUCUAGAUUUCCGUGUCGAUUCGGUUUCGCUGAGCGCAUAGUUCUUGUGUUUUUUAUUCUGUUAAUAUUCAAUUCGAAGUCAGGCGUAUCAUUUCUGGUUGGAUUUAAUCAUACUAUAAGUUUCUAGUAGUGUUCUAAAAUGGCGAGGAGAAAAAAGUGUUGAAAGCAAUUCUGUUAGAGGCUGUUUGUUUCUCGUGUUGUUUGUUUGUUAUCGUGUGUGGUAAGUUUGUUGAUAAUUGUCACGCUGAUCGUGCCUUAUAAAUGAAGAUCCAGCCGAUUGAUUCACUCACUCCUGAAGAGCCACCGGCGGUUCGAUUUGAGCCGGUUAAGCCUGUUGCGGUCAAAUCACGUCUUAAGUACCUUUUCGACCUUCAUUUCCUCAGAAACUUCGUCGCCUCUGAAAAGGUUGUCACCGUCACCGGCGCGGUACCGUUCGGUGAGCCACAUUUGAGUAAAGAUAGCGGAAAAGGAACGGCGUCGCAUGAGUAUGAACCGAGCUCUGUCUGUUUGGAUAAAAUGGUACAAAACUUUAUGGAGGACAGCAACGAGAAGCCGUCAUCUGAUGCAGUCAGAUGUAGCCGGAACCGAUGCAAUUGCUUCACCGGUAACCGUAGCGAUAAUUCUGACGAUGAAUUCGACUGUUUCGGCGAUUCCUCUUCUAAAUUUGUUUCUUCCAGCGAAGCAGUUGAGAUUCUAAAGAGCUUGGUCCCGUGUGCAAGUGUUUCAGAGAGGAAUUUACUAGCGGAUAUCGCGAAAAUCGUCGACAAGAACAAGAUCUGUAAGCGUAAAGACGAUUUUUGCAGAAACAUUGUUAUUGAAGGCUUACUGAGUCUCGGAUACAAUGCUUCAAUUUGCAAAUCUAGCUGGGAAAAAUCUCCGUCCCACCCCGCAGGUGAAUAUGAGUACAUUGAUGUGAUAAUCUCAGGCGAGAGACUGAUAAUCGACAUUGAUUUCCGAUCAGAAUUUGAGAUUGCUAGAUCAACAAAGGCGUACAGGUCCUUGCUUCAGACUCUACCCUACAUUUUUGUCGGUAAAGCCGAUCGUCUCCAGAAGAUAAUCUCGGUAGUAUCGGACGCGGCGAAACAGAGCUUGAAGAAGAAGGGAAUGCACAUACCACCGUGGAGGAAAGCUGAGUAUGUUAAGGCUAAAUGGCUAUCUCCUCACACACGAGCUACAACACCGGAAAAGGAGGAUGAUAAACCUUUGAAUGCCGAGUUAGUACCGAGUCAAGAGGAUGAUAACGAGUUGGGCGAGUCUGUGUUUGCUUUAUCACCUGAGGAUGGCUCUGUUCUUGGGUGGAAGCCUCCUGAAAUUAAACCAAAGAGUUUUCUGAUUGGGGCUAAGAUGGUGACUGGUUUAGCUUCAGUUAUCGAACCAUGAAAUUUUGGGUUAUUUUUUUUGGUUUGUUUAAUUUUUCUCUCCAGUUUUUCCUUUUUAAUGAAGCCUUGGAGAUCGGAUAUGGUAUAAACUAUAAUGAUAUAACCCCAUGAAAAUCCCCUUGCUGUUUUUUGUGUAAGGGUCUGAUUUUACUGAUAUUAAUAAAACUUUUACUGUAAGAAUAUACAUACAGUUUAACAACAA
Mercurialis annua (annual mercury) is the source of this 1934-nucleotide messenger RNA. RefSeq lists its product as uncharacterized. Lineage: Eukaryota; Viridiplantae; Streptophyta; Magnoliopsida; Malpighiales; Euphorbiaceae. The record is from RefSeq and is a predicted model, not a curated record. The transcript has 3 exons. The coding region runs from base 615 to 1733 and encodes 372 amino acids.